AUGGAAUUGACAAAGACAGUAGCCAUUUUCGUAUCUAUUGACUUGUCAAACAACCAAUUCUGUGGAAAAAUUCCUGAGGACGUCGGGCAACUUAUUUCCCUACAAAUGCUCAACUUCUCUCACAACAACUUCACUGGUUCUAUCCCAGCAUCAUUUAGAAAUUUGGUAGAACUUGAAUCAUUGGAUCUUUCAUCAAACAAGCUCAGUGGCGAGAUUCCAGCUCAAAUGACGAAGCUAACAUUUCUUGAAGUGUUGAAUCUUUCAAACAACAAUCUUGUUGGACCAAUUCCUCAUGGGAACCAAUUCGAUACCUUUGAUAAUGAUUCCUACAGGGGUAACUUGGGAUUCUGUGGAUUACCAUUGUCUAAGCCAUGCAUCAACCAUGGGGGGCCUGAACCGCCUUCACCAUUGGUGGUGGAACAUGAAGGUUCUGAAAUACCCUUCUUUUGGCAAGUUGUAUUGAUGGGGUAUGGAAGUGGAGUGGUGGUAGGACUGAGCUUGGGAUACAUUGUAUUCACAAUCAGAAGACCAUGGUGGCUUGUUAGAAAGGUGGAGAGAGACUGGCAAUACAAUUUCAUGAGGUGGAUACGAAGAAACAGACCAAGAAGAAACUAG
Gossypium raimondii (Peruvian cotton) is the source of this 615-nucleotide messenger RNA. RefSeq names its product receptor-like protein 9DC3. The transcript has a single exon. NCBI's taxonomy places the organism in Eukaryota, Viridiplantae, Streptophyta, Magnoliopsida, Malvales, Malvaceae. Bases 1 to 615 code for a protein of 204 amino acids. The record is from RefSeq and is a predicted model, not a curated record. Gene Ontology annotation, molecular function: protein binding.